Messenger RNA from Sorex araneus (European shrew), 7005 nucleotides. It is a transcript of the gene TCAF1, whose product is annotated as TRPM8 channel associated factor 1. The record is from RefSeq and is a predicted model, not a curated record. The transcript is spliced from 9 exons. Gene Ontology annotation, biological process: positive regulation of anion channel activity. Bases 137 to 2914 code for a protein of 925 amino acids. Lineage: Eukaryota; Metazoa; Chordata; Mammalia; Eulipotyphla; Soricidae.
CCCUCCCCGGCACACAGAGGCAGGCGCCUCCCACCGCCGCCUCCCCUAAUCUCCAAGUCCCCAGGCUGUAGCCCAGGCUCCUUGUCGCAUCUCUGCAGAGGAGUCCCUUCCCCCUCCGAAGUAGCCGGUGUGGACAAUGGAAGCCGAUCCAGCCAUGGCCACUCCCUCCGCUGCCUUUGAGGCCCUGAUGAACGGAGUGACGAGCUGGGACGUGCCCGAGGACGCCACCCCCUGCGAGCUGCUGCUGAUCGGCGAGGCGGCCUUCCCGGUCAUGGUGAACGACAUGGGGCAGGUGCUCAUCGCCGCCUCCUCGUACGGCCGCGGCCGCCUGGUGGUGGUGGCCCACGAGGACUACCUGGUGGAGACCCAGCUCUCGCCCUUUCUUCUCAACGCCGUGGGCUGGCUCUGCUCCUCCGCCGGGGCGCCGAUCGGGGUGCACCCUUCCCUGGCACCCCUGGCCAAAAUCCUCGAGGGCGCCGGCUUGGAGGCGAAGAUCGAGUCGGAAGUGAACGACUCCCUCGGGGUUUACUGCAUCGACGCCUACCACGAAACCAUGACGGAGAAGUUGGUCCAGUUCAUGAAACGUGGCGGCGGCUUGCUCGUGGGUGGCCAGGCGUGGGACUGGGCCAACCAGGGCGAUGACGAGAGGGUUCUCUUCACGUUUCCGGGCAACCUGGUGACCAGCGUGGCCGGCGUGUACUUCACCGACAACAAAGGGGACACGAGUUUCUUCAAAGUGUCCAAGAAGAUGCCCAAGAUCCCAGUCUUGGUGAGCUGUGAUGACGACCUCUCGGAGGACAGAGCGGAGCUCCUGCACGGCAUCUCGGAGCUGGACAUCACCAACUCGGACUGUUUCCCGUCGCAGCUGCUGGUGCACGGGGCGCUGGCCUUCCCGCUGGGCUUGGAUUCCUACCACGGCUGCGUCAUCGCGGCCGCCCGCUACGGCCGGGGCCGGGUGGUGGUGACCGGCCACAAGGUCCUGUUCACCGUCAGCAAGCUGGGCCCCUUCCUGCUCAACGCCGUGCGCUGGCUGGACGGGGGCCGCCGGGGCAAGAUCGUGGUGCAGACGGAGCUGCGGGCCCUGAGCAGCCUGCUGGCCGUGGGCGGCGUGGAGGCCAGCGUGGAGCCGCACCUCACCAGCGACGCCAGCGUCUACUGCUUCGAGCCCAUGAGCGACGUGGGCGUCAAGGAGCUGCAGGAGUUCGUGGCCGAGGGCGGGGGCCUGUUCGUGGGCGCGCAGGCCUGGUGGUGGGCCUUCAAGAACCCGGGCGUGUCCCCGCUGGCCCGCUUCCCCGGCAACCUGCUGCUCAACCCCUUCGGCAUCAGCAUCACCAGCCAGAGCCUGAACCCGGGGCCCUUCCGCACCCCCAAGGCCGGCAUCCGGACCUACCACUUCCGCUCCACGCUGGCCGAGUUCCAGGUGAUCAUGGGCCGCAAGCGCGGCAACGUGGAGAAGGGCUGGCUGGCCAAGCUGGGCCCCGACGGCGCCGCCUUCCUGCAGAUCCCCGCCGACGACGUCCCCGCCUACAUGUCCGUGCACCGGCUGCUCCGCAAGCUGCUCAGCCGCUACCGGCUGCCCGUGGCCACGCGCGAGAACCCCGUGAUCAACGACUGCUGCCGGGGCGCCAUGCUGUCCCUGGCCACCGGGCUGGCCCACUCGGGCAGCGACCUGGCCCUCCUGGUCCCCGAGAUCGAGGAUAUGUACAGCAGCCUCUACCUGCGGCCCUCGGAAACGCCCAUCACCGUGGACGUCAACUGCAACAACCCAGGCACCAGGUACUGCUGGAUGAGCACCGGGCUCUACAUCCCCGGGAGGCAGGUCAUCGAGGUCUCCCUGCCCGAGGCUGCCGCGUCUGCGGACCUGAAGGUGCAGAUCGGCUGCCACACUGACGACCUGACCAGGGCCAGCAAGCUGUUCCGGGGCCCGCUGGUCAUCAACCGCUGCUGCCUGGACAAGCCGUCCAAGUCCAUCACGUGCCUGUGGGGCGGCCUCCUCUACAUCAUCGUGCCUCAGAGCAGCAAGCUGGGCUCCGUGCCCAUCACGGUCAAGGGCGCCGUGCACGCGCCCUUCUACAAGCUGGGGGAGACGUCCCAGGAGGAGUGGAAGCGACGGCUCCAGGAGCACCCGGGCCCCUGGGGGGAGCUGGCCACGGACAACAUCAUCCUGACGGUGCCCACCGCCAACCUGCGCACGGUGGAGAACCCGGAGGCGCUGCUGCGGCUGUGGGACGAGGUGAUGCAGGCGGUGGCGCGCCUGGGGGCUGAGCCCUUCCCGCUGCGCCUGCCCCAGAGGAUCGUGGCCGACGUGCAGAUCUCAGUUGGCUGGAUGCACGCAGGGUACCCGAUCAUGUGCCACCUGGAGUCGGUGCAGGAGCUCAUCAACGAGAAGCUCAUCCGGACCAAGGGGCUGUGGGGGCCGGUGCACGAGCUGGGGCGCAACCAGCAGCGGCAGGAGUGGGAGUUCCCCCCGCACACCACCGAGGCCACCUGCAACCUGUGGUGCGUGUACGUGCACGAGACGGUGCUGGGCAUCCCCCGGGGCCGGGCCAACAUCGCCCUGUGGCCGCCGGUGCGGGAGAAGAGGGUCCGCAUCUACCUGAGCAAGGGCCCCAACGUCAAGAACUGGAAUGCAUGGACGGCGCUGGAGACCUACCUGCAGCUCCAGGAGGCCUUUGGGUGGGAGCCUUUUAUCCGCCUCUUCACCGAGUACCGCAACCAGACCAACCUGCCCACGGACAACGUGGACAAAAUGAACCUCUGGGUGAAGAUGUUCUCCCACCAAGUGCAGAAGAACCUGGCGCCGUUCUUUGAGGCCUGGGCCUGGCCGAUCCAGAAGGAAGUGGCAACCAGCCUGGCCUACCUACCUGAGUGGAAGGAAAAUAUAAUGAAACUGUACCUCCUCACACAGAUGUAAGGAGUGCCCAGCGAGGUGGCAGGCCCCACUGAAAUUGAAGUCAAGACAUGCAAAAGCCAACUGACACCUCUCAGCCAAGCAAACUGACAAGAUUUGGUUCUAAGCGAAGAAGAACUCCACCCAGGCCGGCCGGAGCAGGAUAGUGGACGCUCGGGAAAGCACCUUUCAGGCAGGACAUAAGCUGAUCCGAACCGCACGACCCCAAAGACACCUGGGCACCGAAGAGGUUUAUCUGUUCGCGAGUCAUACUGAGUCGUGACGCUGAACCCCGUCCCCUCCGACCCACUUUCGUGCUCAGACACAGGCAGUGUCCUAUUGCUACCGGUUUCAAGUCCCUUUGUCACUGUUAUUGUCACGGUGUUUUUUGCUGUUGUUGUUUGUAUGAAGGAACUGAAUAAACUGCCUGAGGAGAGGUAGGAGUUGGUGCUCCAGAAUAAAAAUCUUUCCUUUUUUUUUUCUUUUUGUGGAAAGAAAUAACCCCCUUAGCAUAUUAGCUAAUUCUCUAAUUAGAAUUAGAAUGAGAUGCCUCCCAUCCCCACUCCUGCUCUAGUGCUUAAGUGCUUCCAGAGUCUUCCCAGAAACAAGGAUUAAAACCCAAUUGGCCAGGGCAGCAGAGAACCCACACCAACUCCUAGAAAAGUCAACAGUUAUAUUGAUUCCUUGAUGCCAGUGGCCAGCCAGGAAUUCCCAGACAUUGCGCAGAGAAAGGGGAGUCAGAGGAAGGGAGAAUCAAGUGAGAGAAUAUAAGGAAAAUAACCAAUUUGAGUUAGGAGAUUUGAAAGUAAGCGUGCACACACACACACACACACACACACACACACACACACACACACACACACACCCCACAUACACCUGAAAGAAACUUUGUAAAAAAAUAAGUAAUUUAGAAAUUUUAUCUUCAGAAAGAUCUGGGGUAUUUUUAUAAGGUGAAAAUAAACACAGGGAAAAUAAAAGAAUUUUUUAGAAGUCCUUGUGAAAUUAAAGACUUUCAAACAUAGUAGACUGGAAAAGAAAAAUUAGAAAAUAUUCACAGAUUCAGAGCCAAAAAGAAAGAGCAGAGCAGAAAGUAUGAAUUAAGGAAAGAGACAGAGAAUCAGUAUCUAACUGUUGGAACUUCUGGAAGUACCAAUAAAGGAAAAUGGAAAGGACUGAUGAACAGAACAGUUUCCAGAUUGAGAUGCCCCCCCCCCAUUCUACUGAGAUUUGUACAAAUCUUGUGACUCUGUGGAAUAUUGGGAAAGGAGGAAAGACAUUAAAAGUGCCUGGAGAGAAAUUAAAUUUAGUUUUUUAUAAUUAGUACAAUAAGCAAGGGAUAAGGAACUGGCAGACAUUUCACCAGCACCACAGAAGGUGAGAAGCCAGUGGAGCAAUGUCUUCACAAAUGGAAAGUGUUUGCCCCACAGUUCCUAGAGUGCCCACCCUUAGAGUCACAUAAAAAGGAAGAUGUUUCAGGCUGGAGCAAUAGCACAGCGAGUAGGGCAUUGGCCUUGCACGCAGUCAACCUGGGUUCGAUUCCCAGCAUCCCAUAUGGUCCCCUGAGCAGCGCUAGGAGUAAUUCCUGAGUGCAGAUCCAGGAAUAACUCCUGUGCAUUGCUGGGUGUGACCUAAAAAGCAAAAAAAAAAAAAGGGGGGGGGGAGAUGUUUUUUGAUAUGCAAGUUUUCAAAGUCGCUACCCUGUGGACCCCUAGUGAGUGGGUACCUUGAGGAAGUUCUCUAGCAAAAAUGAAACAGAACCCCUAAAGUGAACUGGAAAAAGAAUAAAGUAGAAGUCCAAGAGGAAAGGUGUGGAAUCCAGAAAAUGGGGCUCUCAAUAAGAAUAUAUUACUCUAGAUUCACAGCUCUCCAGUAGGACACCUCACUCCAGAAUAAUGUUUAUUCCCACAGAACAACUCACCCCAGGCUAAUAGUUUCCCCACAGAACACCUCACUCCAGAGUAACAAUUCCCCCCCAGAAUACCCAACAGUUACCCCCACAGAAUGCCUCACUCCAGAAUAAUAGUCACCAACAGGACACUUCAGAGUGACAGUUACCAACAGGACACCUCACUCCGAAGUAAUGGUUACCAUCAGGAUACCUCGCUCCAGAGUGACAGUUACCAACAGGAUACCUCACUCUACAGUGACAGUCACCAACAUAAUACCUCACUUCAGAGUGACAGUCACCAACAUAAUACCUCACCAGAGUGACAGUCACCAACAUAAUACCUCACCAGAGUGACAGUCACCCAAAAGGACAUCUCCACAGUGAGUAACCAACAAGACAUCGCACUCCAUAGUGACAGUUACCAACAAGGCAUCUCCAGAGUGAGUUACCAACAGUACACUUCAGAGUAACAGCAAAAUGAUGCCUCACUACAGAGUAACAGUUACCCACACAAAAUACCUCACUCCAGAGUGAAGUUACCAGGAGGACUCUUAACUGCAGAGUAACAAUUGCCUCCACAGAACACCUCACUCUAGAGUAUCAGUUACCAUCACAGGAGGCAUCACACUUGAGUAAUGGUUAUCCAGCAGGACACCUCACUUUAGAGUGACAUUUACUGACAGGACAUCUCCCUUCAGAUUAGCAGUUUUUUCCACAGAACACCUCACUCCAGAGUAAUAAUUAUCCCCACAGAACAGCUCCCGGAUUAGAAUUACUCCUCUAGAACGUCUCAACCUAGAGUAAUGGUUACUCACAAGACAGACCUCACUCCACAGCGAGUUAUCAGCAGGACACCUCACUUCAGAGUUACAGUUCUUUCCACAGAACCCCUCACUCCAGAGUAAGUUAUCCCUGAUGAACACCUCACUCUUAGAGUAAUGAUUACCCAACAGGACAUCUCACUCCAGAGUGACAGUUACCAACAGGACAUCACUCCUGGGUGACAUUUACCAACAGUGCACCCCCAGAGUCGCAGUGUUCAACAGGACACAACUCCCAAAUGACAAUUACAACAGGAUACCUCACUCUAGAGGGAUGGGUAUCCAACAGACACCACCCUCAAGAAUGACAGUUUUCAAAGAGCAUGAUUCACUCUGGAGUGAUGAUCCAACAGGACGCCUCAUUCAAGUGACUGUUACUUGACAGGACAUAUCACUAGAGUGAGUUACCUACCUGCCAGGACUCUUCAGUCUGGAGUGACAGCUGUCUGAUAAGAUACUUCCUCUGGAGUGAUGGGUCUCCAGCACACCCAUUUCAGAUAAGAAUGCAAGUCUGAGGCUGUCGGGGGGAAAAAUCUACCUUGAGUAUCAUAGAGUACUAUUGAGAAGCUGGGAUGUUUGAGAAUAUAGAGAAUAAGCAUUCUUUAGUCAACAAAAACUAAAGUAGAACAAUAUCAAGAAAUUCAUACCCAUGAAGCAGCAACAAAAUGUACAUGCACUGUAAAUAGUCUCCAUUUAACAUUGGUGUGGGUAUAUUUCUUUUUCCGUGGCACAGACAUCACGACAUUGUGUAUGGAUGAUAACACCCUGCUUAGCUUUUAGUAAGCAGUAUUUACAUGGACACAAUAAUGAAGAUGGCACUCAGUGUUCUAUAUCAUCAGCCUAGACGCAAAUUAUGAAAGAGUUUGUUACUCAGAAAAGAUGAAAAUGAAUCCUGACAAGUUAAGGGAGAAGAACAGAAAGAGGUUGAGACUCGUAGAGAUGAGAGAGAAGGAAGACUAGGGCUAAUCUAUAUAAUAAAGUAGGAAUCAAAAGCAAAGUCCACAGUAAUGAGUUUAAAAAAAAACUCUUGAAAAAGUGUACUUUCCAAAAUGAUAAGUUAAACCAAUGGAAGUGUUAAAAAAAAAUCACAUCAAGAGCAUAUGGAAAGCUAGGGGUAGUUAAAUCCUUAUCUUUUGUAAUGGUGGAUUGUUAAAAAUUGAAGUUAAUAAGUCAAGAAAUUAUUGUUCAAACAUAUUUAAUGCUAGGAAGUUAUUUGCCAGAAAAUCUGAAAAAUAAAAAAUUUUAAAAGCAAAAAUAAUAAUCUUGUUUCUAGAGAUAAGACUAGAGUUUAAAGGAUGGGGUCAGAAAUCUUGGGGUUUUUCAUUUUAAAUCCUUCUGUACUAUUUUAUUUUUUAUCCUGUGCAUGUAUUACUUUGAAAGUUUUUAAUAAACUCUGCUAAAAAUUC